Molecule: messenger RNA, 4952 nt
Organism: Myodes glareolus (Bank vole)
Lineage: Eukaryota; Metazoa; Chordata; Mammalia; Rodentia; Cricetidae
Gene: Fgd4
Product: FYVE, RhoGEF and PH domain containing 4
Biological process (GO): cytoskeleton organization; filopodium assembly
Cellular component (GO): cytoplasm
Molecular function (GO): metal ion binding; guanyl-nucleotide exchange factor activity
Source: RefSeq, a predicted model, not a curated record
UUAGCUGGUCUGCGCUGCCUGGUUUAAAUAGCCAAGCACCUGCUGAGCAAGCCCCGUGAGUGGCUGUGCAGGCUUCCUCACUUAGGCUUGGCAGGGCUGGAGCACAAAGACCGCGAUUGUUACCCAGUAAGCCUGAGUCACAUCCUUCUACCAAUCGCCUUAGGAGGGCUGGUUACCAUGGAAUCCACCAUCUGUUCACUCCCCGCUGCCGGAAUGUGAUUAUCCUUGCUGGGCUGAGAAUGUGGGGUUAGCAAGGGAGCCUGUGUAGUGUGAGAUUAUCUGCAGUGCACUGGGCAUUGGGAGACUCCGGCUGGCUUCACCGGAAGAACAAAUGAGGGCAGUUGUGCUCCAGCCAUUUGUGACUUGUAACCACAAGGAAAUAAAUCAGCUCUCCUAGGGCAUCAAUACCUGUCUGAAGGUCAGUCCACCUACAAGCAACACAACCACAGAGGCUCAGGGAAUAAAUGGGAGGACACCAGCAAAACGCUCAGCUGCAAGUCCAAAGCCACAAGUGCCUCCAAAGCCAUUACACCUGCAGAAUUUACCUUCAUCCCAUACACCCCAAGUCCCCAGGCAUAAAGCUUUACCGAGUGCAAAACCAAGGAUGGAGGAAGCUAAUCCAGCCCCUACGUCCUGUGCCUCAAAAGGGAAGCCUAGUAAGGUGUCAGACCUCAUCAGUCACUUUGAAGGAGGCAGUGUUUUGUCAAGCUACAUCGAUUUGCAAAAAGAUUCUACAGUGAACCUAAAUAUUCCUCAAACUCCAGGACAGCAUGGAUUGACCUCCACACCUCCACGGAAAUUCCUAACCCAGCACUCUCCACAGAAGCAGCAAAAUGAUACAGAUCAGACUCGGGGCCAGCACAGUGGUUUGGCCAAUGGUGUGGUGGCCGCACAAGGCCGGACGGAAUGUGAGGACAGGAACACAACGGUGAGGAGCCCAGAGGCUGCUAUUCCAAGUGCUGAGACCUCUCCUGACACACACUUGGUGAAUGGAGAAGGAAAUGAAACUGCCACAGAUUCUGUAUCAUCCAUAACCAAUAGCCAUGAUGAAGAUGCUUCUGACAGCAGCCGCCGGACUCCGGGUGCUGACUUAGGGCUGCCCUCCAAAGGAGGAGGGUCAGGGAUGGAAGCUGAGCUACCAGAGAAGGAGAAUGGCGUGAACACCAUGGAACUGGAUAAGCUGGACCAGCACCAUGAAAUGAAGGAGACUAAUGAGCAGAAACUUCACAAAAUAGCCAGUGAGCUUUUGCUUACAGAAAGAGCGUACGUCAGCCGGCUCAACCUCUUAGAUCAGGUAUUUUAUUGCAAACUGUUAGAAGAAGCAAACCGAGGCUCAUUUCCUGCAGAGACAGUGAAUAAAAUCUUUUCUAACAUUUCAUCAAUAAAUGCCUUCCACAGUAAAUUCCUGUUGCCGGAGCUGGAGAAGCGAAUGCAAGAAUGGGAAACUACUCCCAGAAUUGGAGAUAUUCUGCAAAAGUUGGCUCCAUUCCUGAAGAUGUACGGAGAGUAUGUAAAAGGCUUUGAUAAUGCGGUGGAGCUGGUUAAGAACAUGACAGAGCGUGUUCCCCAGUUCAAGGCGGUGACGGAGGAGAUUCAGAAGCAGAAGAUCUGUGGAAGCUUAACCCUGCAGCACCACAUGCUGGAGCCUAUUCAGCGGAUCCCUCGCUACGAGAUGCUCCUUAAGGACUACCUGAAGAAGCUGUCCCCUGAGUCCCCAGACUGGAAUGAUGCGAAAAAGUCACUUGAAAUUAUAUCUACAGCAGCAAGCCAUUCUAAUAGUGCAAUAAGGAAAACGGAGAACCUGAAGAAACUCUUAGAGAUUUAUGAGAUGUUGGGAGAAGAAGAAGACAUUGUAAAUCCCUCAAAUGAACUCAUAAAAGAAGGCCAAAUCCUCAAACUAGCAGCUCGGAACACAUCAGCACAAGAGCGCUACCUCUUCUUAUUCAACAAUAUGUUGCUGUAUUGUGUGCCCAGAUUCAGCUUGGUGGGCUCCAAAUUCACAGUUCGAACCAGAGUCGGCAUUGAUGGGAUGAAAGUGGUGGAGACUCACAAUGAAGAAUACCCACACACUUUCCAGGUGUCUGGGAAAGAAAGAACGCUGGAGCUGCAGGCCAGCUCUGAACAAGAUAAAGAAGAAUGGAUCAAGGCCCUUCAAGAGAGUAUCGAUGCUUUUCAUCAAAGGCAUGAAACCUUCAGAAAUGCAAUUGCAAAGGACAAUGACAUCCACCUAGAAGUGUCUACUGCUGAGCUAGGAAAGAGGGCCCCAAGAUGGAUACGUGACAACGAAGUGACAAUGUGUAUGAAGUGCAAAGAGCCCUUCAACGCCCUGACAAGGAGGCGGCAUCACUGCCGGGCAUGUGGACAUGUGGUUUGCUGGAAAUGUUCUGACUACAAAGCCCAGCUUGAGUACGACGGUGGGAGAUUGAACAAAGUCUGUAAAGACUGCUACCAAAUAAUAAGUGGAUUCACAGACAGUGAAGAGAAGAAAAGAAAGGGGAUCCUGGAGAUUGAAUCAGCAGAAGUAUCAGGAAAUAGUGAAGUGUGCAGUUUUCUCCAAUACAUGGAGAAGUCAAAACCUUGGCAGAAAAUAUGGUGUGUGAUCCCCAAGCAAGACCCCCUAGUGCUGUACAUGUAUGGCGCUCCUCAGGACGUCAGAGCGCAGGCCACCAUACCACUCCUGGGCUACAUUGUGGACGACAUGCCAAAGAGUGCAGAUCUGCCACACAGUUUCAAACUGACCCAGUCCAAGUCUGUGCACAGCUUUGCUGCGGACAAUGAGGAACUGAAGCAGAAAUGGCUGAAAGUCAUCCUUCUAGCUGUCACAGGGGAGACACCAGACGGCCCAAGUGAGCAUCUAGACACCUUGAACAACCUCCCAGGACCCAAGAAAAAGUCAGAAUGCUAAACUCCAGCAGCUGCCAGUGUGGAGUCUCAAGUAAGACAGAUAGCUCGAGACGCCCCAACUCUCCGUCCUUGUCUCUUAGCACUUUACAUUGAAAACUCUGGUUUCAUAAAGACAUCUUUUGGGGACUUUUUAAAUGUGUUUGUAUACUCUUAAUAAAAUCAAUGUGCAGGGCCAUUCUUCUGUUGAAGUUCUGAAAUAAUGUGUAAAGUGGAACAUAUUUGAUAAGCUAUUCCUUAACUAUGUACGUUGGCCUUGAGGGGGUGGGGAACCGAUGUCAACUGAUUGUGUCACUACCUGGUGAUAAAUGGGCCUUUCGUUAAGAAACCCUUCAAUGUCUUGUUCACAUGUAGGACUCGUAACAGUGGAAAGGAUAUACCUCCGUGUAACCAAAAUAGUCUAUGAUAAAAAGUACAGGGACAGUGUAGAGUAUCGUGUGAACUUGUCUGGUUUGUAAGUCUCAUGCUACAGAAAUCGUUUCUGUUCUUAUACAACACAAAAAAAUAUAGGUUGCUAAUGUUCCCGCUUUUUGACUUAAGAUAAUACUUGUUUUGUAGAAUUACUCCUAAUAAUAAAAUAUCUAAAAUAGAAAUCAAUUUACUUGUAUAGCGUAUUGAAAAUAAGUAUGAACAUGUGAGCUUUUCUCUUCAGCUUUAGUUCUGUUUUCGCUCUGGCUCAGUUUUUAAGUGUAAAACCUAUAUUAUCUCUGAACUCAGCGCUGUUCUAAACUUAAGAAGAAAAUUUUGGUGAUUUAUGCUGAACUGAUUGGAAUCCAAAUGUACUGAUAUUUUUAUAGUAAAGUAGCAGUAAUUUAUGUGGUGUAGGAUAGAGUCUGAAUUCCAACAGUAUUUUUAGAGUACUAUUUUUUUUUGUUCUGUACCUCUUUAAAACAGUGCCUCUCUUAGAAGGUGCUAUUAAUACUUAUUUAAAUAAAAGAUGGGGGUUUAGUUAAUGUUAACUAAACAUUAUUAUCUUAUCUACUCCGACUAUUCUCAACUUAAGUGCACUUUGGUCACUGAGAUAAAAAAAAAAUGUAUGGAUUAUUUUACUUUUUACAAUAACAUAAUCGUCUUAGUAAUUUAAUGUCAUCAUGUACAAAACCUUUUACUAAAACUUGAACUAUAUAAGACAUGUAACCAUAUACAGACCUGGGAUAUGUGGAAAACAUUAGUGUUUUCCUGUCUAUAAGAAUAUCGUGAGUGGAAAUGGGGACUACAUAGGAUGAACACGUAAGACUGUUGUGGGAGCCUUCCUUUUGUCAGUUACAGAGCACAGCUCAUACGUGUGCCGGCUCACUUGGGAGAAGACAUAGACAGCUAGGAGAGAAAACUCCUGCUGACUCAUGCGCUAGAAAAAAGAGCGAAAAUCAGUGUUGCAGAGUCAACAGUGCAGGUUUCCAGGAGGUGCGAAGCAUUGGAGAAAGUAGGGUUUUUCUCUCUUUUUAUCCCACGUGGACUCUCAGAUGAACUCUGGCUGUCUGUUACAGUCUGCUUUCCAUUAGUCUGUGACUGAAAUCGCACACUGAAUUGCCUAUUUAACUUUUAAUAGUUUUCUCGUAAUAGAGGUUUUCCCUCAGUUUUUCAUACUCUAAACAUUAACUCUUUUACUGUACAGAUUCCUUGGAAUCCACAAGAAUGUCUCCACCACACACAGUCUUUUUAAGGGCUACACUUGAGACCACCACACAUUUAAACAGCCCAGGCUGCAUAAGAAAUGUCUCUUGUUUUUUCCUACUCCAAAGGAGCAAGGGAACCAGUUAGGGUCCCUUCAUCCAUGAAAUACCAUACCUGAUUAUUAACAUCAAAUCAUCUACUCAGAGCCACCAAUAGGAGAAACAAAAAGCCAGCUUCUUAUUCGCUACUAAAUGAGGGCCAAAUAAAAAGAAAUUGUACAUUGUUUCUCUUUUCUGGUUGUCAACAUUGGUGCUGCAUUUGGAUGGGAGAAAAAGAGGCAGGUGUGCAGGGUACCUGUUGGCAAAAUGAAACAAUAACUAGACCUGUGAUUUUACUUUUCAUAUCUCAAGAAAAGAGAAGCAGUGAAAUUGUAGAAU